AAACAUUCAUUCAGCCCCCACAGGAUUUAUCUCUCUCUUUCUCCCACUUCGCGUACUUAGCAGCUAAGUAGCUGAAAGUUGAGCUGCUUCUCUUUCUUCCUUUGCUCCUCCAUUGUUAGGGUUUCGGGAUCUCUCUAUCUCUCUCUGGAGGCUUAGGAACCUUUUAAUACAGCUUAUCCUGGAGGUUUAGAUUAGGAGUAAUGUCUGCUUCAAGAGGAGGUCCUGAUCAAGGACCAUCCCAGCCUCAGCAGCGCCGGAUCAUACGGACUCAGACUGCUGGUAAUCUCGGAGAAUCAUUCGAUAGUGAAGUUGUCCCGUCGUCGCUUGUUGAGAUUGCCCCUAUUCUCCGUGUUGCUAAUGAGGUUGAAUCUAGCAACCCAAGGGUUGCGUAUCUCUGUCGGUUUUAUGCAUUCGAGAAAGCUCACAGGCUGGAUCCCACCUCCAGUGGAAGAGGUGUUCGGCAGUUUAAGACUGCGCUUCUUCAGCGUCUUGAAAGAGAACAUGAUCCAACACUGAUGGGCAGGGUUAAGAAAAGUGAUGCCCGUGAAAUGCAAAGCUUUUACCAACAUUACUAUAAGAAGUAUAUCCAAGCUUUGCAGAAUGCCGCUGAUAAGGCUGACCGUGCUCAGCUGACAAAGGCAUACCAAACUGCCAAUGUUUUGUUUGAGGUUCUGAAGGCUGUUAAUCUGACACAGUCUAUUGAGGUUGACCGGGAGAUUUUGGAAGCUCAAGAUAAGGUUGCAGAAAAGACACAGUUGUAUGUCCCCUAUAAUAUCCUACCUCUCGAUCCUGAUAGUGCAAAUCAAGCCAUUAUGAGAUAUCCUGAGAUCCAAGCUGCCGUUCUUGCUCUUCGCAACACUAGAGGGCUUCCUUGGCCAGAAGGUCACAAGAAAAAGAAAGAUGAAGACAUGCUUGAUUGGCUUCAAGAAAUGUUUGGAUUUCAGAAAGACAAUGUGGCUAAUCAAAGGGAGCACCUGAUCUUAUUACUUGCUAAUGUGCAUAUAAGACAGUUUCCCAAGCCUGAUCAGCAGCCAAAGUUAGAUGAUCAAGCGCUGACAGAAGUGAUGAAGAAGCUCUUCAAGAACUAUAAGAAAUGGUGCAAAUACCUUGGUCGAAAGAGUAGUCUAUGGUUGCCAACUAUACAGCAGGAAAUGCAACAGCGCAAACUAUUGUAUAUGGCUUUGUAUCUUCUGAUCUGGGGUGAAGCAGCGAACUUGAGAUUCAUGCCAGAGUGUCUCUGCUACAUUUAUCAUCAUAUGGCAUUUGAACUCUAUGGUAUGCUGGCUGGGAAUGUUAGUCCCAUGACUGGGGAAAAUGUGAAGCCAGCUUAUGGAGGCGAGGAAGACGCAUUCUUGAGGAAAGUUGUGACUCCUAUUUAUGAAGUGAUUGGCAUGGAGGCUCAAAGGAGCAAGAAAGGGAAGUCCAAGCACUCUCAGUGGAGGAACUAUGAUGAUUUGAAUGAAUACUUUUGGUCAGUUGAUUGUUUCCGAUUAGGCUGGCCUAUGAGAGCUGAUGCUGAUUUCUUUUAUCCACCUGUUGCUGAGCUCAAUACAGAAAAAGAAGGGGAUAACAGCAAGCCUGCUGUUGCAAGGGAUAGAUGGGUCGGGAAAGUUAAUUUUGUUGAGAUUCGUUCCUUCUGGCAUGUCUUCAGAAGUUUCGAUCGAAUGUGGAGCUUCUAUAUUCUGUGCCUUCAGGCCAUGAUUAUUAUGGCUUGGGAUGGUGGAGAACCAAGUUCAGUCUUUGGAGCUGAUGUUUUCAAGAAAGUUCUGAGUGUGUUUAUCACAGCUGCAAUAAUGAAGCUUGGACAAGCUUCUCUUGAUGUGAUCCUUAAUUUCAAAGCUCAUCGAAGCAUGUCACUACAUGUUAAACUAAGAUACAUCCUGAAGGUGCUCUCUGCUGCAGCAUGGGUUAUAAUUCUGCCUGUUACUUAUGCCUACAGCUGGAAAGACCCUCCAGCAUUUGCCAGAACUAUCAAGAGUUGGUUUGGGAGUGCCAUGCAUUCACCUUCACUAUUUAUAAUAGCUGUCGUUUUCUAUUUGUCCCCUAAUAUGCUCGCGGGCGUACUGUUUCUUUUCCCUCUGCUACGUCGGUUUCUUGAGAGGUCCAACUACAGAAUUGUAAUGCUAAUGAUGUGGUGGUCUCAGCCCAGACUCUAUGUUGGCAGAGGAAUGCAUGAGAGCGCAUUUUCCCUCUUGAAAUAUACCAUGUUCUGGGUGUCGCUUAUUGCAACAAAGCUAGCAUUCAGUUACUACAUUGAGAUCAAGCCUUUAGUUGCUCCAACACAAGCCAUUAUGAAGGCCCGUGUGACUAAUUUUCAGUGGCAUGAAUUCUUUCCUCGUGCCAAAAACAAUAUUGGUGUCGUUAUCGCGCUCUGGGCACCUAUUAUUCUGGUAUACUUUAUGGAUAGUCAGAUUUGGUAUGCCAUAUUUUCCACAUUAUUUGGAGGUAUAUACGGUGCAUUCCGCCGCCUUGGAGAGAUUCGUACACUGGGAAUGCUUAGAUCACGAUUUGAAUCACUGCCUGGCGCUUUUAAUGACCGCUUAAUUCCGGAUGGAAAGAAUCAGGAAAGGAAGAAGGGAUUAAGGGCAACUUUGUCUCAUAACUUUACAGAGGAUAAGGUACCUGUUAACAAAGAGAAAGAGGCUGCAAGAUUUGCACAGCUGUGGAACACAAUAAUCAGUAGUUUUAGAGAGGAAGAUCUUAUAAGUGAUAGGGAGAUGGAUCUAUUGCUUGUUCCGUAUUGGGCUGACCGUGAUUUGGAUCUCAUACAGUGGCCUCCGUUCUUACUGGCUAGCAAGAUUCCAAUAGCAUUGGAUAUGGCAAAAGACAGUAAUGGGAAGGACAGAGAGCUCAAGAAGAGAAUUGAGAGUGACUCUUAUAUGAAAUGUGCUGUCCGUGAGUGCUAUGCUUCAUUCAAGAAUAUCAUAAAAUUUUUGGUUCAGGGAAACCGUGAAAAAGAAGUGAUAGAGAUUAUAUUUUCCGAGGUCGACAAACAUAUAGAAGCAGGUCAUUUAAUUCAAGAGUGCAAGAUGAGUGCUCUUCCUAGCCUCUAUGACCACUUUGUCAAGCUGAUCAAAUAUUUGCUAGACAAUAAGGUGGAAGAUAGAGAUCACGUUGUAAUUCUCUUCCAAGACAUGCUGGAAGUUGUAACAAGAGACAUUAUGAUGGAGGAUUACAACAUAUCGAGCUUGGUAGAUUCGAGUCAUGGUGGCACUUGGCAUGGGGGAAUGAUCCCGCUCGAACAACAGUAUCAGCUGUUUGCAUCUUCAGGUGCCAUUAGAUUUCCUAUUGAACCAGUUACAGAAGCUUGGAAAGAGAAGAUCAAACGGCUGUAUCUUUUGCUGACUACUAAAGAGUCUGCCAUGGAUGUCCCCUCUAACUUAGAAGCAAGAAGGCGGAUCUCUUUCUUCUCAAAUUCAUUGUUCAUGGACAUGCCUACGGCACCUAAAGUUCGCAACAUGCUAUCAUUUUCUGUAUUGACUCCAUAUUACACUGAAGAGGUCCUCUUCUCCUUGCGUGACCUGGAAACACCAAAUGAAGAUGGUGUUUCGAUCCUCUUUUACCUACAAAAGAUUUUUCCAGAUGAAUGGAACAAUUUUCUUGAGCGGGUGAAGUGCGUAAGUGAAGAGGAACUUAAAGACUUUGAUGAAUUAGAGGAGGAACUUCGUUUAUGGGCUUCAUACAGGGGGCAAACUCUGACUAGAACUGUAAGAGGAAUGAUGUACUAUCGAAAAGCAUUGGAGCUUCAGGCAUUCCUUGACAUGGCCAUGCACGAAGAUUUGAUGGAAGGUUACAAGGCUGUAGAACUGAAUUCAGAGAACAAUUCAAGAGGCGAAAGAUCACUCUGGGCACAGUGCCAGGCUGUUGCCGACAUGAAGUUUACAUAUGUUGUAUCAUGUCAACAAUAUGGUAUCCAUAAACGAUCCGGUGAUCCUCGUGCACAGGAUAUAUUAAGGCUUAUGACAAGAUACCCUUCGCUCCGUGUUGCAUAUAUUGAUGAGGUCGAAGAACCAGUGAAAGACAAGUCAAAGAAAGGGAACCAGAAAGUGUAUUAUUCUGUGUUGGUAAAGGUGCCUAAAUCAACUGAAUCCAGCCUAGCGCAAAAUCUGGACCAGGUUAUCUACAGAAUUAAGCUUCCUGGACCUGCUAUUCUUGGAGAGGGAAAGCCAGAAAACCAAAAUCAUGCUAUCAUUUUUUCUCGUGGAGAGGGUUUACAGACAAUCGAUAUGAAUCAGGAUAAUUACAUGGAGGAAGCCUUAAAGAUGAGAAAUUUGCUUCAAGAAUUUCUUACAAAGCAUGAUGGUGUGAGGCAUCCGUCCAUUCUUGGGCUCAGGGAACAUAUAUUUACUGGAUCCGUUUCCUCCCUUGCUUGGUUCAUGUCAAAUCAAGAGACUAGUUUUGUUACCAUUGGUCAGAGAUUACUGGCAAACCCUUUGAGGGUUCGUUUCCACUAUGGUCAUCCAGAUGUAUUUGAUAGACUGUUUCAUCUAACAAGAGGUGGUGUUAGCAAAGCAUCCAAGGUAAUCAACCUCAGUGAAGACAUAUUUGCAGGAUUCAAUUCUACACUUCGUGAAGGAAAUGUUACUCAUCAUGAAUACAUACAAGUUGGUAAAGGAAGAGAUGUUGGUUUAAAUCAGAUCUCUAUGUUUGAGGCCAAGAUUGCUAACGGCAAUGGAGAGCAGACAUUGAGUCGUGACAUUUACAGGCUUGGACACCGUUUUGACUUUUUCCGUAUGAUGUCAUGUUACUUCACCACUGUCGGCUUUUACUUCAGCACCCUGAUUACCGUUCUCACUGUCUAUAUCUUCCUUUAUGGACGUCUCUACCUUGUUUUGAGUGGGCUCGAACAAGGACUAAGUACACAGAAAGGCAUCCGAGACAAUACACCGUUGCAAAUAGCUCUUGCUUCACAGUCUUUUGUUCAGAUUGGUUUCCUGAUGGCUUUACCUAUGCUUAUGGAAAUUGGAUUAGAGAGAGGUUUUAGGACUGCCUUGAGUGAAUUCGUGCUGAUGCAGCUUCAAUUGGCGCCAGUGUUCUUUACGUUCUCUCUUGGGACGAAGACUCACUACUAUGGAAGGACUUUACUUCAUGGUGGUGCCAAGUACAGGUCGACAGGCAGAGGUUUUGUCGUCUUUCAUGCCAAAUUCGCUGAUAACUACAGGCUCUAUUCCCGGAGCCAUUUUGUAAAGGGGCUUGAGAUGAUGCUGCUACUUGUUGUGUAUCAAAUAUUUGGAAGUGCUUACAGAGGCGUACUUGCAUAUCUUCUGAUCACCAUAUCUAUGUGGUUCAUGGUCGGGACUUGGCUUUUUGCUCCCUUCCUCUUCAAUCCUUCUGGUUUUGAAUGGCAGAAAAUUGUUGAUGAUUGGACUGACUGGAACAAAUGGAUAAACAACAUUGGUGGUAUUGGUGUCCCGGCAGAGAAAAGUUGGGAAUCGUGGUGGGAAGAAGAGCAAGAACAUCUCCGAUAUUCCGGAAAGCGUGGCAUAAUCGUUGAGAUUUUGUUAUCCCUGCGGUUCUUUAUCUAUCAAUACGGGCUUGUUUAUCAUCUCACGAUUACGGAGAACACUAAAAACUUUCUGGUUUACGGAGUAUCGUGGCUGGUGAUUUUCUUGAUAUUGUUUGUGAUGAAGACUGUUUCUGUUGGAAGGCGGAAAUUCAGCGCUAGUUUCCAGCUGAUGUUCCGGCUGAUAAAGGGGCUAAUAUUCAUGACAUUCAUCGCAAUUAUUGUGAUAUUGAUCACUCUUGCUCACAUGACGAUACAAGACAUAAUUGUAUGCAUCCUUGCAUUUAUGCCUACAGGCUGGGGCAUGCUCUUGAUUGCGCAAGCGUGUAAGCCUCUGGUACAUAGACUAGGAUUCUGGGGAUCAGUGAGGACACUAGCUCGUGGGUACGAGAUAGUUAUGGGACUGUUGCUGUUCACGCCGGUGGCUUUCUUGGCUUGGUUUCCAUUUGUGUCGGAGUUCCAAACACGUAUGCUCUUCAAUCAAGCUUUCAGUAGAGGUCUUCAGAUCUCUCGUAUCCUUGGAGGACAUAGGAAGGAUCGCUCUUCAAGAAACAAGGAGUGAAUCAUCACUUCUCCUCCUCCCACUUCACUGUCAUGCAGGGAUGUCUAAUUUAUCAUUUUGUUCCUCUAGUCUUGUCGUGUGUAGAAGUAGCGAAUCUUGUGGAUUGAGUAGUGUUAAAUUAUAUCGCCUAGGUUUUUUUUAAAAAAAAAAAACACUAGUACGUAAUCUACU
Molecule: messenger RNA, 6236 nt
Organism: Eutrema salsugineum
Lineage: Eukaryota; Viridiplantae; Streptophyta; Magnoliopsida; Brassicales; Brassicaceae
Product: callose synthase 3
Exons: 43
Coding region: 201-6065 (1954 amino acids)
Biological process (GO): (1->3)-beta-D-glucan biosynthetic process
Cellular component (GO): plasma membrane; 1,3-beta-D-glucan synthase complex
Molecular function (GO): 1,3-beta-D-glucan synthase activity
Source: RefSeq, a predicted model, not a curated record